ACCACUCCGCGCUGCAGGCGAGAGUGGCAGACGGAGGCAGCCCGGGGAAGCGAGCCGGAGCGGCGCCCGCACUGAGGCGGCUGCAGUGCUGACACCACUCAGGGCAAGGGUCUCCGACGGCUGGAGCGUUCUGUUUUGAACCCAAAGUGGAUGAUGCUGUCAGAGCUGAACCACUGAAAGGAGGCUGUGAAAAUUUCCCAUCUUCUCAUUGGCCAUCAGUUGAGAUAAGAUGGAAGACUCUUACAAGGAUAGGACUUCACUGAUGAAGGGUGCCAAGGACAUUGCCAGAGAGGUGAAGAAACAAACAGUAAAGAAGGUGAAUCAAGCUGUGGACCGAGCCCAGGAUGAAUACACCCAGAGGUCCUACAGUCGGUUCCAAGAUGAAGAAGAUGAUGAUGACUACUACCCGGCUGGAGAAACCUAUAAUGGUGAGGCCAACGAUGACGAAGGCUCAAGUGAAGCCACUGAGGGGCAUGAUGAAGAUGAUGAGAUCUACGAGGGGGAGUAUCAGGGCAUCCCCAGUAUGAACCAAGCGAAGGACAGCAUCGUGUCAGUGGGGCAGCCCAAGGGCGAUGAGUACAAGGACCGGCGGGAGCUGGAAUCAGAAAGGAGAGCUGACGAGGAAGAGUUAGCCCAGCAGUAUGAGCUGAUAAUCCAAGAAUGCGGUCAUGGUCGUUUUCAGUGGGCCCUUUUCUUCGUCCUGGGCAUGGCUCUUAUGGCAGACGGUGUAGAGGUGUUUGUCGUUGGCUUCGUGUUACCCAGUGCUGAGACAGACCUCUGCAUCCCAAAUUCAGGAUCUGGAUGGCUAGGCAGCAUAGUGUACCUCGGGAUGAUGGUGGGGGCAUUCUUCUGGGGAGGACUGGCAGACAAAGUGGGAAGGAAACAGUCUCUUCUGAUUUGCAUGUCUGUCAACGGAUUCUUUGCCUUCCUUUCUUCAUUUGUCCAAGGUUAUGGCUUCUUUCUCUUCUGUCGCUUACUUUCUGGAUUCGGGAUUGGAGGAGCCAUACCCACUGUGUUCUCAUACUUUGCUGAAGUGCUGGCCCGGGAAAAGCGGGGCGAACACCUGAGCUGGCUCUGCAUGUUCUGGAUGAUCGGUGGCAUCUACGCCUCUGCCAUGGCCUGGGCCAUCAUCCCGCACUACGGGUGGAGCUUCAGCAUGGGAUCGGCCUACCAGUUUCACAGUUGGCGUGUGUUUGUCAUCGUCUGUGCACUCCCCUGUGUCUCCUCCGUGGUGGCCCUCACAUUCAUGCCUGAAAGCCCACGAUUCUUGUUGGAGGUUGGAAAACAUGAUGAAGCUUGGAUGAUUCUGAAGUUAAUUCAUGACACCAACAUGAGAGCCCGGGGUCAGCCUGAGAAGGUCUUCACGGUAAACAAAAUAAAAACUCCUAAACAAAUAGAUGAGCUGAUUGAAAUUGAGAGUGACACAGGAACAUGGUAUAGGAGGUGUUUUGUGCGGAUCCGCACCGAGCUGUACGGAAUUUGGCUGACUUUUAUGAGAUGUUUCAACUACCCAGUCAGGGAUAAUACAAUAAAGCUUACAAUUGUUUGGUUCACCCUGUCCUUUGGGUACUAUGGAUUAUCUGUUUGGUUCCCUGAUGUCAUUAAACAUCUGCAGUCCGAUGAAUAUGCAUUGCUAACCAGAAAUGUGGAGAGAGAUAAAUAUGCAAAUUUCAGUAUUAACUUUACAAUGGAAAAUCAGAUUCAUACUGGAAUGGAAUACGACAAUGGCAGAUUCAUAGGGGUCAAGUUCAAAUCUGUGACUUUCAAAGACUCCGUUUUUAAGUCCUGCACCUUUGAGGAUGUAACUUCAGUGAACACCUACUUCAAGAACUGCACAUUUAUUGACACUGUUUUUGACAACACAGAUUUUGAGCCAUAUAAAUUCAUUGACAGUGAAUUUAAAAACUGCUCGUUUUUUCACAACAAGACGGGAUGUCAGAUUACCUUUGAUGAUGACUAUAGUGCCUACUGGAUUUAUUUUGUCAACUUUCUGGGGACAUUGGCAGUAUUGCCAGGGAACAUUGUGUCUGCUCUGCUGAUGGACAGAAUUGGGCGCUUAACAAUGCUAGGUGGCUCUAUGGUGCUUUCGGGGAUCAGCUGUUUCUUCCUUUGGUUCGGCACCAGUGAAUCCAUGAUGAUAGGCAUGCUGUGUCUGUACAAUGGAUUGACCAUCUCAGCCUGGAACUCUCUUGACGUGGUCACUGUGGAACUGUACCCCACAGACCGGAGGUCAACAGGCUUUGGCUUCUUAAAUGCGCUAUGCAAGGCAGCAGCCGUCCUGGGAAACUUAAUAUUUGGCUCUCUGGUCAGCAUCACCAAAUCAAUCCCCAUCCUGCUGGCUUCUACUGUGCUCGUGUGUGGAGGACUCGUUGGGCUGCGCCUGCCUGACACACGAACCCAGGUUCUGAUGUAAUGGGAAAAAAAGCCAUCCUUCCUGCGUUUCUUCCUCCUGCCCUGGGUCAAUUCUCCUUCCUGACUCAAGGCUUCAGAGUUUUCCUAUAUAGAAAGGUGAUCAAGUAUCAGAACAUAAACACGUGCUGUGACUUAAAAUUUAGAAGCAUAUCAUCUUGCCCCUUUGUGAUUUUGCACAGGUUGUUUGUUUGUUUUGUUUGAAUGCAUUGUUAUCUUUCCAAACUGUGAUGCUACUGCCUCCCGCAAAUCAGUGGAAGCAUUUCUAAAAUGCCCUAGGCAGCCAGGCUUCCCUGGGGUUCUGCUCAUUGAAAGUUUAGAAGCUAAGAAGACUGGGCUGGUGUAAGAAAUAGAUCCUGCUCCUAAUUUAACAUUAACAGGAAAUAUAAGUCGGCACAUUAUUGCAUUUGUGCUGAGAAGAGGGAUUCUUUUUUUUUUUUUUUUUCUAACAGAGUGAUAUUUCCUGUUUACUUAGGAAAGGACACCCAGUAAUUCUCACUGUUAUAGCAGAGCCUUUCAAAGAAAACCAUGUGGCACCAAACAGGGCUGGGUGGGGCUCUUUGGGGCAAGACAAUUAAGGUGACUCUGCUGACAAGAAAAAUAAAAGCUUUGCAAUUAGCAGCAAAAA
Molecule: messenger RNA, 3037 nt
Organism: Pan troglodytes (chimpanzee)
Lineage: Eukaryota; Metazoa; Chordata; Mammalia; Primates; Hominidae
Gene: SV2C
Product: synaptic vesicle glycoprotein 2C
Exons: 13
Coding region: 230-2413 (727 amino acids)
Biological process (GO): chemical synaptic transmission; transmembrane transport
Cellular component (GO): synaptic vesicle membrane
Molecular function (GO): transmembrane transporter activity
Source: RefSeq, a predicted model, not a curated record